Molecule: messenger RNA, 1184 nt
Organism: Argiope bruennichi
Lineage: Eukaryota; Metazoa; Arthropoda; Arachnida; Araneae; Araneidae
Product: gastrula zinc finger protein XlCGF7.1-like
Exons: 1
Coding region: 306-1184 (292 amino acids)
Biological process (GO): regulation of transcription by RNA polymerase II
Molecular function (GO): RNA polymerase II cis-regulatory region sequence-specific DNA binding; DNA-binding transcription factor activity, RNA polymerase II-specific
Source: RefSeq, a predicted model, not a curated record
CAGGCGAGUUUUGAAGAUUUUAAAAAAGUUACUUUUAUUUCAGGCGAAGUAUUUCUUCAUCGACAAACUGAAGCUUAUGAAUCUUUAUAAUUGAAAAGUUGUAACUUUUAUGAAUAUCGAAUAUUUUUCGAAUAAGUGUGGUAUUUCAUCAUGAAAUAUGCAAAACGAUUAAAAUAGUGGAGCUUUCAUUUUCUCACAUUAAUGAAAAGUCAUUUUUUGAAGGAUUUUAAAUUAGAAAUUUAAUUUACUCUACGCUCAUCUGUUCAUUAUUAAGGAAAUUAAAAUUUAAAGGUUAAAAAUUGAAUAUGGAAGUAAAACUCGUUCAAUCGAAAGGGAAUGUACAUGAAUGUAAAAUAUGUGGUACAAAAUGCAGUACUAAAAGCAAUUUGAGCAGACAUUUAAGUAUUCAUACACAUGAGAAACCGAAUUUAUGUGAGAUUUGUGGAAAAGCAUUUAAUCAAAAAAGAACUUUGAAAGCGCAUUUGUUCAUUCAUACAGGAGAAAAAUCUUAUGCUUGUGAUGUAUGUGGUAAAUCAUUCACCUUUAAAGGUGAUUUAAAAAUUCAUUUGCGUACUCACACACAUGAAAGGCCUUAUGGCUGUGAUGUCUGUUGUAAAGCGUUUUCGUAUAGAAACACUUUAAAAAGACAUUUGCGUAUUCAUACUAAAGAAAAACCUUAUUCCUGUGAUAUUUGUGAUAAAGUAUUUUCGGAUCGAAGCGCUUUUAAAAUACAUCUAAGAAUUCAUACAAAAGAAAAACCUUAUGCCUGUAAUGAUUGUGGCAUAGGUUUUACGCAAAGGAGUACUUUACAACGACAUUUACGUAUUCAUACAAAGGAAAAACCUUUUACCUGCGAAGUCUGUGGCAAAGAUUUUACGCAGAGAAGCAAUUUACAUGGACAUUUACGUAUUCAUACAAAAGAAAAACCUUAUACCUGCGAUGUCUGUGGCAAAGCUUUUACGCAGAGAAGCAAUUUACAUGGACAUUUACGUAUUCAUACAAAAGAAAAACCUUAUACCUGCGAAGUUUGUGGCAAAGCUUUUACGCAGAGAAGCAAUUUGCAUGGACAUUUACGUAUUCAUACAAAAGAAAAACCCUAUACCUGCGAAGUUUGUGCCAAAUCGUUUUCAUGCAGAAGUUCUUUAAAAAGACAUUUAAGAACUCAUGGAAAUGAAAAUGCCUAA